Aplysia californica (California sea hare) is the source of this 510-nucleotide messenger RNA. RefSeq lists its product as uncharacterized. Bases 1 to 510 code for a protein of 169 amino acids. The transcript has 2 exons. Lineage: Eukaryota; Metazoa; Mollusca; Gastropoda; Aplysiida; Aplysiidae. The record is from RefSeq and is a predicted model, not a curated record.
AUGGGAUCUCUCUGCUUAGCGUUGUGGGAAAGAUCUUCGCCAGAGUCACUUGAGCAGGCUACAGAAACUGACAGGGUAUAUCCUGAAUCACAGUGUGGCUUCAGGACUCAGUGCUCAGCGUCUGAUAUGAUCUUCUCCCUAAGACAGCUACAAGAGAAGUGCAGAGAACAGGGACAACCGCUCUAUCUUUCGUUCAUCGACCUCACCAAGGCCUUUGACCUCGUAAGCCGGGAGAGCCUGUUUCGAGUCCUCACGAAGAUUGGGUGUCCACCGAGGCUCCUUUGCAUCAUCCAGUCUUUCCACACAUAUAUGAAGGGCAUCGUUCAGUUUGACGGCUUUUUCUCCCAGUGGAGCGACAAAGUCACCAACGUCGAAGUUCUCACCCGUGCGCAGAUCCCAAGUCUGUUCACCACGCUCCGGCAGCGCCGACUCCGCUGGCUUGGCCACAUGCAUCGCAUGCCGGAUGGAAGAAUCCUAAAGGACUUAUUGUACGGUGAGCUGGCCCCCUGA